Alnus glutinosa is the source of this 2555-nucleotide messenger RNA. RefSeq names its product ABC transporter G family member STR-like. The record is from RefSeq and is a predicted model, not a curated record. Lineage: Eukaryota; Viridiplantae; Streptophyta; Magnoliopsida; Fagales; Betulaceae. Gene Ontology annotation, molecular function: ABC-type transporter activity; ATP hydrolysis activity; ATP binding. The transcript is spliced from 5 exons. The coding region runs from base 1 to 2457 and encodes 818 amino acids. Gene Ontology annotation, cellular component: membrane.
AUGGCGAAGGUCGGCCGGCUGGAAAGCAAUAGAAGCCUUGAGAGCCUUUUGGACAUGGACAAAUUAGGUGCUGCAGGUAAAAACGCUGUGCCUCUGGCACCCCGGAAGACGGUUCCCGGCCACGGCCUUGAAUUCAGCAGCCUCUCAUACAGUGUCAUAAAGAAGCAGAAGAAGGAUGGCCAUUGGAUCAAGAAAGAAGCGUAUCUUCUUAAUGACAUCUCUGGCCAGGCCGUUAAAGGUGAAAUUAUGGCCAUCAUGGGGCCUAGUGGUGCUGGAAAAUCCACUUUUCUUGAUGCUCUGGCUGGCCGGAUUGCACAAGGGAGUCUACAAGGCUCUGUUCAAAUCGACGGGAAGCCGGUUACUACUAGCUACAUGAAAAUGGUAUCUUCAUAUGUGAUGCAAGACGAUCAGCUCUUCCCCAUGUUGACAGUGUUUGAGACAUUCAUGUUUGCAGCCGAGGUCAGGCUUCCUCCUUCCAUUUCAAGGGCUGAGAAGAAAAAGAGAGUCUAUGAGCUCCUUGAUCAACUCGGCUUGCAGAGUGCAACACAUACAUAUAUUGGUGAUGGGGAGACAAGAGGGGUGUCAGGAGGGGAACGACGGAGGGUCUCCAUAGGAAUCGACAUCAUCCAUAAGCCAUCGUUGCUGUUCCUCGACGAACCCACCUCAGGUCUGGAUUCUACAAGUGCUUACAGUGUGGUGGAAAAGGUGAAGGACAUAGCUAAAGGUGGCAGCAUCGUCCUCAUGACCAUCCACCAGCCUUCCUAUCGCAUUCAAAUGCUCCUCGACCGCAUCACUGUCCUUGCCAGGGGAAGACUGAUAUAUUUGGGAAGCCCACUUGCCCUUUCUGCUCACCUAACAGGAUUUGGAAGGCCAUUACCAGAAGGAGAGAACAGCCUCGAGUAUCUCCUCGAUGUGAUCAAAGAGUAUGAUGAAUCAACCGUAGGGCUAGACCCGCUAGUGAAGUACCAACAAGAUGGCAUCAAACCUGAUCAAGUGGCCCAAACCCCCAUUCCAAAAACACCUCGGACACCUUACAAAAAGAGCCCUGCUGUAUCUAGGCACAUGAUCAGCCUCCGUAGUAAUAAUGCAUUCUCUUCUGGGAACAUGACACCUCGACCGGACUCAUCCGGACGGGAUGAUUACGACAAUGAUGACGACGAGGAUGAUGAGGAAGAGGAUGAGGAUUUUGACAACUCACUUGAAAGGAAAAUGGUACACACGCCAAUGCACAGUGGUGUCUAUAAUCCUCGCCUAGCUUCUCAUUUCUACAAAGAUUUCUCGGCCUGGAUCUACCAUGGUGUCAAGGGAACCCCUCAUCAUCGACCGUCAUGGACUCCGGCGAGAACACCCGGACAGACCCCUGGUGCACUCACUCCGGGAGGACCAAGAAGCCUAGUUUCAAGCCAAUAUCCAACACCUCAACACAAUCCUACUAGAACUCCUGCAGUAGCCUUUAGCCCGUCCAUGGACUCUUAUGCACCAAGUUCUUAUGAACAAUUUGAGGUGGGAGAAGUGCUUGACGAGCAGCAGUAUCACGGCCCCAAAUAUGCAAACCCAUGGAUCCGUGAGGUUGUGGUUCUCUCAUGGCGGACGGCACUCAACGUGGUUCGAACUCCAGAACUCUUCCUUUCACGGGAGAUUGUGUUGGGAGUAAUGGCACUCAUUCUAUCAUCCCUUUUCGAAAAGCUCAACCACCGUACCUUCAAAGACAUCAACCGCCUUCUCAACUUCUACAUCUUUACAGUCUGCCUUGUUUUCUUUUCCUCCAACGAUGCCGUGCCGACGUUUAUCCAGGAAAGAUUCAUCUUCAUGAGAGAGACAUCCCACAACGCUUAUCGCGCUUCUUCUUACGUCGUCUCCUCGCUCAUCGUGUACCUCCCAUUCUUUGCAAUACAAGGUCUUACAUUUGCAGCCAUCACCAAAUUCAUCCUUCAUCUCAAAGGCAAAAUCCUCUACUUCUGGCUAAUCCUCUAUGCCUCACUCAUUACAACCAAUGCUUAUGUGAUGCUUGUCAGUGCACUUGUUCCAAGCUACAUUACAGGAUAUGCCGUUGUGAUUGCCACCACAGCUCUCUUCUUCCUGACUUGUGGCUUCUUCCUGAAGAGAACUCAAAUACCAAUAUACUGGAGGUGGCUGCAUUACAUUUCAGCAAUCAAAUACCCUUUUGAGGCAUUGUUGACAAAUGAAUUCAAAGGAAACAGAUGCUACAAUGGGCAACCACAGGAUCUUUCACCAGGUCCUCUAGGAGAGGUGAGGUUCAGCAAUCUCCACAACACAACUAUUUCACCACUGCGAAAAGAUUGCAUGCUGAUAGGACAAGACGUGUUGUUCUCGAUGGAUAUAGGGGAGAAGGAUAGUAUUUGGUUUAACAUAGCAAUCUUGCUGGCUUGGGGAGUUCUUUAUCGUCUCUUCUUCUACUUGGUUCUCAGAUUUUACUCCAAGAAUGAGAGAAAAUGAAGUAAUCUGUUAUCUCUUUGCAUUUGCUACUAUCUUAAUUUUAUGUUUGUCUCCAAAGUUGGAGAGUAGCUAAUACAUUAUUCAACCAUAUAUUUAUG